GCGGGCCGGCGAGGCGUGCGGCCGCCAUGUCGCCGCGGAACGGGCGGCGCACCGGGGCGCACCGGGCGCACUCGCUCGCCCGGCAGCUGAAAACGAAGCGGCGCCGGAGAGACCUGGACGAGAUCCACGCGGACCUGAAGCCCGAGAACGCCGCGCGGCUGCUGCGGCAGGAGAUCGACCCCGACCUGCCGGGCUGCGCCCAGUUCUACUGCCUGCACUGCGCGCGCUACUUCGUGGACCUGAACAGCAUGAAGGAGCACUUCAGAUCCAAGGUGCACAAGAAGAGGCUGAAGCAGCUGCGCGAGGCUCCCUACACGCAGGAGGAGGCUGAACGAGCCGCUGGGAUGGGCUCCUACGUCCCCCCGAAGAAGGUGGAGGUGCAGACCCAGCCCCUCGAGGAGGUCACCGAGAUGGAGACGUCCGGCUGAGCGCGGGGACGGGGGACUGAGUGGCUGAGUGGCUCUGUAAGGACAUCUUUGUCCUCAGCUUUGUGAGAAAAACGUGUCCCAGCACUGCCAGCCAAAUCUGCCCUGCUCCUCCCACUGCCCCCCUGGCCAGGGCACUGACGAGGAGAAGCCUGGUGCUGUCCCUGAGUGUCCUUCUCCUCCACAAAGGGACUCUUUGCUUGUUCUCCGAGUGCUGGUGGGACUGCACGCUUGUCUGCCUGCUUUUGGAGCAGUUUCUGCUCAGUCCUUGGGUCAGAGGUCAUUCCAGUGAUGCACCCAUUAAAAUAUGUCAACUGACA
This is a messenger RNA of Lonchura striata (white-rumped munia), 745 nucleotides long. RefSeq names its product zinc finger protein 593 (gene ZNF593). The record is from RefSeq and is a predicted model, not a curated record. NCBI's taxonomy places the organism in Eukaryota, Metazoa, Chordata, Aves, Passeriformes, Estrildidae. Gene Ontology annotation, molecular function: nucleic acid binding; zinc ion binding.